Molecule: messenger RNA, 362 nt
Organism: Dentiscutata heterogama
Lineage: Eukaryota; Fungi; Glomeromycota; Glomeromycetes; Diversisporales; Gigasporaceae
Source: the annotation of a GenBank genome assembly
GAUUCACAAGUUUAAUUUUUAGAGAAGUACCAUUCUCAUGUAUUCAGUUUCCGUUAUACGAAAAUUUUAAAUAUUUAGUUGCAAAUGGCACGCAUCGAAAAUAUAUUGAACCUUGGGAAGCUGCAAUUUGUGGAUCUUUUGCUGGUGGUAUAACUGCUGGUGUUACUACUCCUUUAGAUGUUAUUAAAACACGAUUAAUGCUGUCAACUAAAGAUCAAAAUAUACAUAAUUAUUCUGGAAUAACAAAUACAUUUUAUCGUAUUUUAACACAAGAAGGUAUAAAGGUAUUAUUUUCCGGAAUAGGCCCGCGGGUAUUAUGGAUAUCUAUCGGCGGAUGCAUAUUUUUAGGUGCUUAUGAAAAA